AUGCUGUCUCACGCCGACCUCCUGGACGCCCGUCUCGGGAUGAAAGAUGCAGCUGAGCUGCUGGGACAUCGCGAGGCGGUGAAGUGUCGGCUGGGCGUAGGGGGCUCAGAUCCGGGGGGACACCCGGGAGACAUGGCUCCCAACUCGGACACGGUGGAAGGGACCACCCUGCUGCCGGGGGAGGACAUCACCACGGUGGGAUCCAACCCCAGCUCCCUAGCCGUCAGCGCCAAAGACGCCGAUAAGCAGCAAGGCCAGCAGGGCGGCCAGAACCCCAGCCAGACCGGGCAGCAGCAGGGUCAGCAGAAGCAGAAGCGGCACCGCACCCGCUUCACGCCGGCGCAGCUCAACGAGCUGGAGAGGAGCUUCGCCAAGACUCACUACCCGGACAUCUUCAUGCGGGAAGAGCUGGCCCUGCGCAUCGGCCUCACCGAGUCCCGGGUGCAGGUCUGGUUCCAGAACCGCCGGGCCAAGUGGAAGAAGCGCAAGAAGACCACGAACGUGUUCCGCGCCCCGGGCACGCUGCUGCCCACGCCGGGGCUGCCGCAGUUCCCCUCGGCGGCCGCCGCCGCCGCCGCCGCCAUGGGCGACAGCCUGUGCUCCUUCCACGCCAACGACACGCGCUGGGCCGCCGCCGCCAUGCCCGGCGUGUCGCAGCUGCCGCUGCCGCCGGCGCUGGGACGGCAGCAAGCCAUGGCGCAAUCCCUGUCCCAGUGCAGCCUGGCGGCCGGGCCACCCCCCAACUCCAUGGGGCUCUCCAACAGCCUGGCGGGCUCCAACGGCGCCGGGCUGCAAUCCCACCUCUACCAGCCCGCCUUCCCCGGAAUGGUGCCAGCCUCCCUGCCCGGCCCCAGCAACGUGACGGGCUCGCCCCAGCUCUGCAGCUCCCCGGACAGCAGCGACGUGUGGCGGGGAACCAGCAUCGCCUCCCUCCGCCGCAAAGCACUAGAGCACACAGUCUCCAUGAGUUUCACUUAAUGGCCGGCGCCUCGCCCCACGCCGUCCCCGCAGCCGCCUCGCCCCAAGCCGUCCCCGCAGCCGCCUCGCCCCGCGCCCCCGCCUUCUCCCACCCGACUUACCAGGGAGUCGACUCAGGAUCUGAAAUCAGACACCAACAGACUGGUUUGUGGGCCGAGAAACAUUCCCCGACCCUCCCCACACCCUUUCCGUCCCCGCGCAUUCCCCGCGCACUCCCGUGCCCCGCGGUCCGCCCCGCCCGGCGGCGGGACCACUCGCAGCCGCCCCGAGCGCGGCACUAUAUCCCUUCGUCGC
This is a messenger RNA of Myiozetetes cayanensis, 1272 nucleotides long. It is a transcript of the gene OTP, whose product is annotated as orthopedia homeobox. The record is from RefSeq and is a predicted model, not a curated record. Lineage: Eukaryota; Metazoa; Chordata; Aves; Passeriformes; Tyrannidae. Bases 1 to 978 code for a protein of 325 amino acids. Gene Ontology annotation, molecular function: DNA binding; DNA-binding transcription factor activity, RNA polymerase II-specific. The transcript is spliced from 3 exons. Gene Ontology annotation, biological process: neuron differentiation; regulation of DNA-templated transcription.